AUGCCCAACCUGUCUGAUAUACGAAAAGAAAUCCUCGGAAACAAUAUUGCCAAACGGAUUGUCGUUAGACUGAAUACUAAAGCCCUCGAUCCUCAAAACUACCGUGCAUCGGCGUAUAUUGUUGCCAGCGAAAUCUUUCCCGAGUGGGAAAAUGACUAUCGGAUUCUCUUCCUCGCCAUUGACGUAUGGAGUGAACGAACCUUUCUCGUCAUUGAUGUCAACCACCAUGACUACGACUUUCACACAGCACACAAGACCAAUGCCGUUCUUCCAGUGUAUGUGCUGCGACCGCAUGGGAAAGGCCGUGACUGGGCUCUUAUAAGGUGGCCUCAAGAGGAUGAGCCCCUUGCUGCGAAGCUAGCGGAUCUCCAUAACGUCAAUGGCUUUGACAUCCCAACGCCUUUCUUAGAAAACCACACUUCUCGCCUCGUACACGCCAAUCCCCGCGAGUUUCCUGUGUGA
This is a messenger RNA of Aspergillus melleus, 462 nucleotides long. RefSeq lists its product as uncharacterized. Lineage: Eukaryota; Fungi; Ascomycota; Eurotiomycetes; Eurotiales; Aspergillaceae. Bases 1 to 462 code for a protein of 153 amino acids. The record is from RefSeq and is a predicted model, not a curated record. The transcript has a single exon.